Molecule: messenger RNA, 4729 nt
Organism: Copidosoma floridanum
Lineage: Eukaryota; Metazoa; Arthropoda; Insecta; Hymenoptera; Encyrtidae
Gene: sns
Product: sticks and stones
Molecular function (GO): protein binding
Source: RefSeq, a predicted model, not a curated record
CUGACGACAGAAAUGCAUCCCAAGCCCGAGCAACUAGCUCGCGAAGCCAAUUGUUGCUGUUGUUGUUCGUGUGUCCCAAUGUUUUGUACUCGUGCCCAUUUAUAACGUGGCAUCUGAAAAAUUGUAAGAGCCGGUCGAGCGACAAGUACUACAACUCGGGAGCAAUCGCGCGUGUGGUGAUAGGGAUAAGAGUAUCAUUAUCCACAUGUUCUGUUGCAAGUGAUGAAGUGCGUUCGGAUAAAAAAAUGUCACCUGCAAGGAUCGAUAUUUCGGCUCACAGGAUCAUCCGCGGCGUCAUUGUUUUGUGUAUGUUGAACUUCCCACGCUCCGACUCGACCAAUGUCGUCAAUCGUUUGGUGCAGCAGUCGUUCAGGGUACGGCCGUCAAACACCUCGAUCCUCGAAGGAGGCGAGGCAACCCUGCCGUGCGAGGUCAACAAUAAAAUGGGCAACGUGCAAUGGGUCAAGGAUGGCUUCGCCUUCGUCGUCACACAGAGCGGCGAAAUCACUGGCUACCCGAGGUUGCGGAUCAUUGGCGAUCAAUCUUACGGCGUCUACAACCUGAACAUAAAAAACGCGACGCUGAGCGACGACGGGGAGUACCAGUGUCAGGUCGGCCAAUACGGCAAGAUCAAGCCCAUCCGGACCAACGCCAAGCUCACCGUGCUCUCACCACCGCAGUCGGUUGAGAUCGUAGGCCACAAGGAUCCCUCGAAAAUCGAGAUCAAGCAGAACGAGUCGCUGAAGCUGGAGUGCAUUAUCCGCAUGGCCAAACCAGCCGCCACCAUAGUCUGGUACCGCGGCAACGUCCAGAUCAAGGGUGGCGACAUCAGCAUCACGCCCGUACCCGUACCCGAUGACAAGGACAUGGUGAAGGCGCUGGACCACAAGAGCGGCAAGCUCGAAAAGUACGACACGUACGGCUCGAUCAGCAUCAUGCCGACGCCCGACGACGACGAGACGAGCUAUACCUGCGAGGCCAGGCACUCGGCCAUCCCGAUCGAGAGGCCCAUGCGCGCCGUCGCCACGCUAUCAGUUUUCUAUCCUCCGGGGCCUCCUUUCAUCGAGGGUUACGUGGACGGGGAGGCACUCGGGCGGGGCCAACAGGUCGAGCUGACCUGCAAGUCCCGGGGCGGCAAUCCACCGGCUCAGGUGAUAUGGUUCAAGAACGGCCAGAACGUGCACUCGGUGUACUCGACCGAGGGCCGCAUCUCGAAGAACGUGCACUCGUUCCUUGCCCAGGCGAGCGACGACAAGGCCAGGUUCGAGUGCAAGGUCAACAACGUCAUGAACCUCACCCCCAUGACGGCCCACGUCGACCUUAGCGUGCUCUUUUCUCCGGAGCGAGUGACGAUAACGGGGCCGUCGGAGGCCAAGGCCGAGGAAAAGGUGACCAUCACCUGUACGACUGACAUAUCGAAUCCGGCCUCGAAGAUCAAGUGGGUCGUUGACAACCACAACUUCAACAGCAGCUUCUCCCAGAUGCUGCCGGCACCCCAGGGUGGCUUCAUCACCACCUCGAACAUCACCUUUCAGAUCAACAAGCAGGCCAAGAGCGCCGUGGUCGUAUGCCUCGCCACCAACGACAAGCAGUCCGAGAACGUCGUCACCUCGCACAAGAUCAACGUCAUUUAUCCUCCGUCGAGAUUAGAGAUUUCCGGCUACGAGCCGGGCACGAGCAUCGUCGCGGGAACAAUUCUGAGACUGUCCUGCACCGCAAUAUCGGGCAACCCCCUGGCGACCAUAACGUGGUACAAGAACGACGUCAAGGUACGUACGAAGGUGACGGGCACGACGAGGACGCGCGAUCACGCCAUCACGAGCGAGCUCGCCCUCCACGUCAACGCUUCGGACAACAAGGCCAACAUACGCUGCGAGGCGAGCAACUCUGCCACGCAGGUGCCCCUCGUCAAGACCCUCAAUCUCAACGUCUACUUCCUACCAGAGGUGAUAAAGAUAAGCAGCGAGCCGGCGGCGUUUCGCGUGGGCAAGCGGGGCAGGUUGGUGUGCGAGUCGACGAGCAGCAACCCCCCGGCCGAGAUGUCGUGGUGGAAAGCCGGCAGCCCCGUCACCGGGACAACCAACGCGACCAAGAGCGGCCUCUACGGUGGCUUCAUAUCCACGGUCGAGCUCCCCCUCGAACUCACCGAGCAGAUGAACGGCGAGGAGUUCACCUGCCAGGCGAAGAACCCCCAGAUCGACCGGAGCGUCCACGACACCACUACCCUCAACAUCCUGUACAAGCCGGUGUUCGAGAGCAUCGAGCCGAACGAGCUGGUGGGCAUGGAGGGCGAGCCAUUCGUCGUAUCGGUGUCGGCCCGUGCCAAUCCGUCGGCUAUAACGUACACCUGGACGAGGGACGGGAUGCCGCUGGCCAAGAGCGCCAGCGCUGGUUUCCGGGUGUUGGCGCGCGGGCCCACCCUCAACGUGACGCGGCUCGAGCGCAGCGACGCCGGCACCUACAGCUGCGAGGCCAUGAACGACGAGGGCACCACUUUUUAUCAGUUGAAUUUGACCGUUCAAUACCCGGCAAAGAUAGUGCGCACCUCGGCGUCGGGCGUGAUCUACCCGACGGGCCGCGAGGCCAAGCUGUUCUGCGAGGUCGAGGGCUCGCCGAUCGGCGGGGAGUUCGUCACCUGGUACAAGGAGAGCGCGAACGUCGCCGAGCUCGGGGACCGGUACGCCUCGUACUUCUCCAACAACACGGCCUACCUCAGGAUCAAGAGCCCCGGCCAGAAGGACGUGGGCGAGUACAGGUGCAACGUCAACAACGGCAUCAGCAACGUCACCUCCGACCCCGUGCUCUUCAUCACGAACUUCAAGCCGGAAAUGGCCAACACGCCGCUGACCAAAAAGGCUGCCGUGAACAGCGGAGCAAAGGCCCAGCUGUACUGUAAGGCGCGGGGCUCGCCACUGCCGCACUUCACGUGGGUCUUUGGUGGUAAAACCAUUAUGGCCAACGUGACGGAGUACAAGUACGGGGUGACCUACACAAACUUGUCGGAGCUGUACUCGCAGUCCGUCCUGACGAUAAACAAGGUGGCCAACGCGGAUUACGGGAAGUACGAGUGCAUCGCCCAGAACAGCAUGGGUAGCGCGAGCGAGACGAUAGGAUUGGACGUGACGUCGCAGCCGGACGAGCCGACCGACUUGGAGGCUGUCAACGUCACCCACGACAGCGUGACCUUGGUUUGGAGGCGGGGCUUCGACGGUGGUCUGCCCACGUCGCACCGGGUGCGUUGGCGCGAGGCCCGCGACGACGAGGAGAACUACCAUUACCUCGACGUCUCGCCGGGCGUCUACCGGGCGGUCGUCGAUCGAUUGGCCCUCGGCACCUACUACGUCUUCAGCAUCAUGGCCAAGAACUCCAAGGGAGAGAGCCCCUAUUUGCCCGACCUCCUCAAAGUCCAAACGCUACGUGAAGCACCGCCCAACGAAAUGAUCAUCAGCGAAAUAAAUUCCUCGUACAUCAUCGUAAUAAUCAUCGCUGUAUCCGCCUGUGCUUGUCUCCUCAUUGCCACGCCCAUAUUCUAUACCGCCUUUGUAUCGAAAAAGAAGGCCCAGCGCUCUGGCAUAAACAAGUCGCAGACAGCGGACAUGUACGCGCCGUCGACGGUGAACGGCGACACGAUGACCGGAGAGCUGAGCUCAGUGUCCGACGAAAAGAGCGACGUCAACUUUGACGCUAACGAUUACGUGGAAGAGGGACGCAAGACCGCGGCGAGCACCUACCUGAUAGACCCGACGCUGCCGGACUACGGCAAGCCAAGCCUGGAGAUGCAGGUGCACCAGCAGAGCACACUUAACAGGCGCAGCAAUCACAUACCCAGCAUUCUGAGCAUGGACUCGCCGCCCCAGCGGACCACGGCCAGUGGCACACUAUCCGCUUCGAAGUCGAGCUACAUCGGCAACCCGAGCCCUGCCCCACCCUCAGACGUAAAUUUCUACAGCGUGGAAAUGGAGAGCGGUCGCUUUAUGGGAUAUGAGACGGAGCCGAGCCCGGUCCCAGCCUCGUCGAUCCUCGAGGGCCCGGGCGCCUACUACCCAUCCCUCAGCCCUGCCUCUGGCCACCACCUGCACCACCACCACCACCAGCAGCAGCAGCAGCAGCAGCACAGUCCACAGCCAGGUGGGGGACUACAGCAGCAACACCACCACCACCUGCACCAGUUUGCACCGCUCGGCAGUACCAGUCUCAUCAUAGGCUCCGGCAGCAACAGCCUACUGAUGGGGGUGGGUUCGCUCGGCGGUUCCAGCAGCAGCGCCAGCGGCAUGGGCACCCUGACCCGGAACAGCCGGACUCUGCCGCGGCCGGUGCCCCCCCCAGACGUCACUGUUAUGACUGCCGGAACAAAGUCACCCCUUCCGCCGACGGUACCCCCCCCGCCCGCUACAUUUGCACGUGCGGCCCCCAUCCCCGGACAUUCCCUCGGGCACCCACUGUCAACUUUCACAUCGACGCCUCAGUACUCUGAUAUUGACGGGCACCUCGUCUGAGCUCGCCGGGCCACCGCUGAGCCCCUCCACCGCCACAACGACGAGGACUGCACCAGGCUCUGAAUUCACCCAGCCUCCCUUCGGACUUUUAUUUAUUUCAUCCAACUGCACGGCUACCGAUUGGCUUGCCAACAGACAUUCGUGCACUGCAGAGCUUCCUUUUCCCCGUCCCAUCGCAGUUGCUAUACAAUCUUUACACUGUACAAAAAUAUGUAAUCUGAUCCCCGGCUAAC